Messenger RNA from Spirodela intermedia, 1398 nucleotides. The record is from the annotation of a GenBank genome assembly. Lineage: Eukaryota; Viridiplantae; Streptophyta; Magnoliopsida; Alismatales; Araceae.
AUGAACCUGGAUGCUGAUCUCCCAGGAUCGAGAAGCGAGAUCCACCCUGCGUCAGACUCUGAUCAUUCCGCAGAGGAGGAUGAUUUCGUUCUGAAAGAAGCUGCACUAAUCCAGAGUGUCCUCAGAUCCCGCGGAGACAGCUUGGGAUUGCAGUCGGCCCUCGGCGGAGAAUGCUUCUCCGUGUCCGAGCGCUUGGUCCUGGAGGUCCUCCGGCGGCACCGCUCCGACUGGAAGGCCGCCUCGUCUUUCUUCGACUGGGCCUCCGUUCAAGAGGGCUACUCCCACGGAUCUAGAGCGUACAACGAGAUGCUCGACAUUCUCGGGAGGAUGAAGCAGAUCAAGCUAAUGCGGCAGCUGUUCGACGGGAUCCCGCACGAGCCCUCUGCGCCCAUCGUGAACGAGAAGACUUUCGCCGUCCUGGUGAACAGGUACGCGGCGGCCCACAAGGUCGCCGACGCCAUCAAGGUGUUCUACAAGAGGAGGGAGUACGGCCUGGACCUAGACCUGAGCGCCUUCCAGAAGCUCCUGACGGCCCUCUGCCGGUACAAGCACGUCGAGGAGGCGGAGGCCCUCUUUUUGCAGAAGCGGGCGGAGUUCCCCCCCGUGAUUCGGAGCAGGAACAUAAUCCUCAAUGGCUGGUGCGUGCUGGGAAGCUUGCGGGAGGCCAAGCGGUUCUGGAACGACAUUGUCACCUCCGACUGUAAGCCCGACCUGUACACCUACGGCAUCUUCAUCAACUCCCUGGCGAAGGCCGGGAAGCUGGGCACCGCCGUGAAGUUAUUCACCGCCAUGUGGGCGAAGGGCUGCAGCCCGGACGUGGCCAUCUGCAACUGCAUCAUCGACGCCCUGUGCUUCAAGAAGAGGAUCCCCGAGGCGCUCGAGGUCUUCCGGGAGAUGGACGGGCGUGGAUGCCUGCCCGACACGGCGACCUACAACACCCUGCUGAAGCAUCUCUGCGGGAUCGGUCGCAUGGAGGAGGCCCGCUCGCUCCUGUCAGAGAUGGAGCAGCGGCGGGGAGGAUGCGCGCCAAACGCCAGGACCUUCACGUACUUUUUAAAGGCUGCAAAGGAUGCUGGCGAAGCGGCGGCGAUGGUUUCCCGGAUGAGGAGCGCCGGCUGCGAGCCCGACGCCGACACCUACAACCUGCUGCUGAACCUGUACGUGCGGUGGGGCGACCGGAGGGGCGUAGCGUCGAUAUGGUCGGAGAUGGAGGACCGGGGGCUCGGGCCCGACCAGCGUUCCUACACCGUCGUCAUCCACGGGCUCCGCGGGCGGGGCAGACUAGACGAGGCCCGGCAGGUCUACGCCGAAAUGAAGUCCAAGGGGAUGAUUCCGGAGCCCAGGACCCGCCUGCUCAUCAAGGCUAUCGAGCUGGGGAGGACGACGAAGCAGACGUGA